AUGUCGACACUUACUAACAUCGCCUCCGAGGCCGAUCUCUCGUCGCACCUAGCCACUCUUUCAGAUUCUACACUGCUUAUCCUGCACUUCUACACCCCAUGGACAGAGUUUUGCGCGAAUAUUAAUGCUCUCUUGUCUACCUUCGCCUUGCAGUAUCCGGCUACUACCCCGCCUACCCUAUCGUUUGUUAGCAUCAACGCAAAAACGCUAGUCGACGUUUCGCGGAAAUUUGGCGUCCCCACCGCUCCUCGCAUCAUUGUUCUUCGUAAUGGGCAGCAGCUCCAGUCAAUAAAAUAUUUCGACUCUACUCUGCUCCGCAAGGCUCUUGAUCGCUUUGCCGGGGUUAGCCCGGACGCUGCUACCGCUGCCCCUGAUACCCCGGCUCUUUCCGCCAAACAGUUGAAUGAAAUUCUCGUUACCCGUUUGACAGAAUUAACUCGAGCUGCCCCUGUGAUGUUAUUUAUGAAGGGCACACCGAUGGCUCCUCAGUGCCGUUUCAGUCGACGUCUGGUUAGUCUUCUGUGUGAGCAUGGUAUAGAUUAUGAACACUUCGACGUCUUGGCCAAUGAAGAAGUUCGACAGGGAUUGAAAGACUUUGGCAGUUGGCCCACCUUCCCACAGCUGUGGGUCCAGGGCAAACUGAUAGGAGGCUUGGAUAUCAUUCGGGACGAAUUCAAUUCGAAUCCCGACUUUCUGAUACAGUAUUCGAUCAAUAGCAACGUCGACAAGAGCCUUUGA
This is a messenger RNA of Penicillium arizonense, 738 nucleotides long. RefSeq names its product glutaredoxin family protein. Gene Ontology annotation, molecular function: 2 iron, 2 sulfur cluster binding. The transcript has 2 exons. The coding region runs from base 1 to 738 and encodes 245 amino acids. The record is from RefSeq and is a predicted model, not a curated record. NCBI's taxonomy places the organism in Eukaryota, Fungi, Ascomycota, Eurotiomycetes, Eurotiales, Aspergillaceae.